Saimiri boliviensis boliviensis (Bolivian squirrel monkey) is the source of this 1987-nucleotide messenger RNA. It is a transcript of the gene PSMD13, whose product is annotated as proteasome 26S subunit, non-ATPase 13. The record is from RefSeq and is a predicted model, not a curated record. Lineage: Eukaryota; Metazoa; Chordata; Mammalia; Primates; Cebidae. Gene Ontology annotation, biological process: ubiquitin-dependent protein catabolic process. Gene Ontology annotation, molecular function: structural molecule activity. Gene Ontology annotation, cellular component: cytosol; nucleus; proteasome regulatory particle, lid subcomplex.
GGGGUCUGAGCCCUCGCCCCGGAGGUCAACACGGGAGCCAGCAUUUCCGAACCCCGCGCUCACACCUUUUCCAACCCGGAUGGUGGUGACAGUUAAUACUUCCCGAGCGCUAUUACCACAGCCAGGCAUUAUAUUUACACCUAGUCCUCAUUUGAGAGGAGCACUUCCGGGUCACAAAGGCUGGCACCACAAAGCGUUGUGGCCGGUUCGACCAGAGGCGCCCAUACUCUUUAACGCCUCAGUGACACGGCGAGGUGCGCGGGGAGUGGGUCGCAAACGCGGCAGAGAGCUGCGUCCCGAGCGCAGAGACGCGCGGCGACCGCGCCCCCGGCGGACCCCGCCCUCGGCCGACGGCGGCGCUCCCAGCCUGCCCCGCGCGGCGCGGCGCCGGAAGUGAGUGAGCAUUUCCGGCAGCCGUCCCUGCGGUGCUGACGUCCCGGCUCCUCUCUCCCGGGGUCUUCCUGCUGUCAUGAAGGACGUACCGGGGUUCCUGCAGCAGAGCCAGAGCUCCGGGCCCGGGCAGCCCGCCGUGUGGCAUCGUCUGGAGGAGCUCUACACGAAGAAGUUGUGGCAUCAGCUGACACUUCAGGUGCUUGAUUUUGUGCAAGAUCCGUGCUUUGCCCAAGGAGAUGGUCUCAUUAAGCUUUAUGAAAACUUCAUCAGUGAAUUUGAACACAGGGUGAACCCUUUGUCCCUGGUAGAAAUCAUUCUUCAUGUCGUUAGACAGAUGACUGAUCCUAAUGUGGCUCUUACUUUUCUGGAAAAGACUCGUGAGAAGGUGAAAAGUAGUGAUGAGGCAGUGAUCCUGUGUAAAACAGCGAUUGGAGCCCUAAAAUUAAACAUUGGAGACCUACAGGUUACAAAGGAAACAAUUGAAGAUGUUGAAGAGAUGCUCAACAGCCUUCCCGGCGUUACAUCAGUGCACAGUCGUUUCUAUGAUCUCUCCAGCAAAUACUAUCAAACAAUUGGAAACCACGCGUCCUACUACAAAGAUGCUCUGCGGUUUUUGGGCUGUGUUGACAUCAAGGAUCUACCAGUGUCUGAGCAGCAGGAGAGAGCCUUCACGCUGGGGCUAGCAGGACUUCUCGGCGAGGGAGUUUUUAACUUUGGAGAACUUCUCAUGCACCCUGUGCUGGAGUCCCUGCGGAACACUGACCGGCAGUGGCUGAUUGACACCCUCUAUGCCUUCAACAGUGGCAACGUCGAGAGGUUCCAGACUCUGAAGACUGCCUGGGGCCAGCAGCCUGAUUUAGCAGCUAACGAAGCCCAGCUUCUGAGGAAAAUUCAGCUGUUGUGCCUCAUGGAGAUGACUUUUACACGACCUGCCAAUCAUAGACAACUCACUUUUGAAGAAAUUGCCAAAAGUGCUAAAAUCACCGUGAAUGAGGUGGAGCUCCUGGUGAUGAAGGCCCUUUCGGUGGGGCUGGUGAAAGGCAGUAUAGACGAGGUGGACAAACGAGUCCACAUGACCUGGGUGCAGCCCCGAGUGUUGGAUUUGCAACAGAUCAAGGGAAUGAAGGACCGCCUAGAGUUCUGGUGCACGGAUGUGAAGAGCAUGGAGAUGCUGGUAGAGCACCAGGCCCAUGACAUCCUCACCUAGGGCCCCUGAGGUCUACCUGCUGUCCCCUUUGACUCACCUGAGAGAGGCGUUUCCCCAGCCAAUAAAGCUGGCUGUCAGAUGGUCUACAUUGAAUUGGGGUAGGGGUUGGGAAUCCUGUCUGAAGGACGGACUUUUCUUGCUGUAAAAUCAGGACUGUCCCUGAUGGGGGCCAGGCCGCAGGCAGAAGGCUCCUUUGUGGGUCUCUCCUGCAGCGAGUAGGCGUCUCUGAGUUUUAGGUCAUAAGGGAGAGAAACUGCAUAUGAGGCAGAAAGUGCCGUCAAGUCUGUGUACUCUGAGGUUGAUCUCCGUUCCCUGUCCACCUCUGCGGACAUCUUUGCCAUUGUGAUAUGAGAAUGUUCCUGUAAUAAACACCUUUGCUUUGUUCUU